AUGGAAGAUGCCAAAGAGGUCGUUGCCAAGCAUCGCCGGCAUGGCUUUGAACAAUUAAAACGCGUUGUGCGAAAAUUCCUCGAGAAUAAUAUUGACCGCCGUCAGCUGCAAGAAGCGACGGAUCAAAUUGACGCCUCGGAAAUCAAGUUUCCGACGGUUGCUAUCACCACGUUGAGUGUGGAGGACGUUCAACGAUCCCUCCAGCUUGAACUAGAUGUUGAGGACGCCGAGAUGCAAGGCGUGCAGCCGCUCCCCCUCCCUCCUCACCUCAUGAGCACCCUUGGCCUAAUCGAAAAGGCCAUUGGUAACUCGAAAAUCAACGAGGCCAGCGCACGCUGGGUUGUAGAUGCCGUCAUCCUUCAUGCGUAUGAGGCGGCAACCACUGACAUCAAAAAUGCACAGCCUUUGAGUGUGCAAUGUGAACGGACCUACCAAUUCGGCCCAGUGAUACUGAACCGCAAGAAGGUCAUAUUGAGUGGCCGACCAGACUACAGUGUCUGGUACGGAGAGAGUGAGGCUUUGUGCCUCAAUGUUUUGAUUCUUAAGGCAAAGGGGCCGCCCAAGGCGACAAACCCGAUUGCCCAACUGCUCGGGUACAUGGGCUGCAUUCACCGAGCCCGCAAGUCAGAGGGCAAGCGCAACUGUGGGGUGUAUGGAAUGGCCUCCACUGGCGAAACUUGGACUUUCCUGAAAAUCAGCAACGACUCCAAGUGGACAGAACACCCGGUUGCGGGCCGUCAUGGCCAUCUGGAGAAGCCAUUUGGCUUGCUUGUAUGGACGUUGAAGAGGGCUGCUGCUCUCUCCACUUCCCAUUCUAAAGAGACCUCCGCUGGAACGGAUGAUAAGGUGGGCCUGUGCCCAAUGGAUCUUGAAUCGGCUGAGUGA
This is a messenger RNA of Penicillium nucicola, 885 nucleotides long. RefSeq lists its product as uncharacterized. The record is from RefSeq and is a predicted model, not a curated record. Bases 1 to 885 code for a protein of 294 amino acids. The transcript has 4 exons. Lineage: Eukaryota; Fungi; Ascomycota; Eurotiomycetes; Eurotiales; Aspergillaceae.